CACUUCCGCCCGCGCGCGUCGUGUCCCUGUGGACGGCUGGGCCUCGCUGCGGGCCUGCGCCUCCCUCGGCUCUUGCCGCGGGUCUCGGGGAGUGGGGUGGAGGAUGUCUAUGGAUGUGACAUUUCUGGGGACAGGCGCAGCAUAUCCAUCCCCAACCCGGGGUGCCUCUGCUCUGGUCCUUCGGUGUGAAGGCGAGUGCUGGCUCUUUGACUGUGGGGAGGGAACCCAGACACAGCUUAUGAAAAGCCAACUUAAAGCAGGGAGAAUUACUAAGAUCUUCAUCACGCAUCUUCAUGGAGACCAUUUCUUUGGCCUUCCUGGCCUCCUCUGCACAAUCAGCCUGCAGAGUGGCUCCAUGGUCACCAAACAGCCGAUCGAAAUCUAUGGCCCUGCGGGGCUUCGGGACUUUAUCUGGCAAACCAUGGAACUUUCUCACACGGAGUUGGUCUUCCCUUAUGUGGUCCAUGAGCUGGUGCCUACAGUGGAUCAGUGUCCUACAGAAGAACUGAAAGAAUCUGUACACGUGAAUAAAGCAGACAACCCUCCCAAAGACGGACAGGGAAGAACUAUCGUGUUAGACUCAGAAGAAAACUCGUACCUCCUGGUUGAUGAUGAACAGUUUGUUGUGAAAGCAUUUCGCCUCUUUCAUCGAAUACCCUCCUUUGGAUUUUCAGUUGUGGAGAAGAAACGCCCAGGUAAACUCAAUGCACAGAAACUGAAAGAUCUUGGUGUUCCGCCAGGUCCUGCCUAUGGGAAGCUGAAAAAUGGAAUUUCUGUUGUUCUGGAAAAUGGAGUUACAAUUUCUCCCCAAGAUGUCUUAAAAAAGCCUAUUGUUGGAAGAAAAAUCUGCAUUUUGGGUGACUGUUCUGGGGUUGUGGAUGAUGGAGGAGUGAAGCUGUGCUUUGAAGCAGACCUGUUGAUCCAUGAAGCAACCCUGGAUGACACCCAGAUGGACAAAGCAAAGGAACACGGCCACAGCACGCCACACAUGGCAGCAGCAUUUGCAAAGCUGUGCCAAGCAAAGAGGCUCGUUCUGACUCACUUCAGUCAGAGGUACAAACCAGUUGCCUUGGCCAGAGAAGGAGAAACAGAUGGGAUCGUAGAGCUUAAAAAGCAAGCUGAAUCAGUGUUAGAUCUCCAAGAAGUGACUCUAGCAGAAGAUUUUAUGGUGAUUGGCAUUCCAAUCAAGAAAUGAAGCCAGUGUUCCUGAAUGCAUUCUGGUGUGUCUGUGAAUAUGUUACUGAACGAACAGUCAAGUUUGUUGUUGUCGUCGUCGUUGUCGUUUUGGUCUAAAAUUAUUUGGGUCCUAACAAUCCUAACAAGGAUGGAGCUGCACUGCUGAACUAACUCAGCAUUGAGAAGGGAGCAAGCUUUGUGAUAAUAGAUCACUUUAAAAAGAAUAAAGCCAGAAUCCUUCUUCAAGUCCACACUUGACAAAAUGAUAGACUGUUCAGGUGUAUAUGUUUUGUGGCUGCUGCCUCAGAGGGUAGCCAAUAUGCCAUGCAAUCCUGGGCUUAGCUUCUGCCCGGCUUUAUUGCUGUUGUUGGCAAAGCAGUAGCAGGGCUUGGCCCUCCUGGCUAAAAAUGGUAUUUUGGCAUUUUGUGUUGAAUCUGUUCAUGUUAUUAACAGAAUAGAGAGAAAUGUAAUGAGACAUUGGAUAUGAAGGAUUGAAGCUGGCACGUUAAGUCUUGAAUUCUUUGCUUGAAUACUGAGUGCAGAGUCAGGCUAGGUGUUUAUCCUCCAAUUACUAUUUUAUUGAACUUUCCAGUUUGCAUUAAACCUGUGGUUCUCAGUUGGAGGUGAUACUCUCCCUUAGAUGGAGUUUUGAAAUUGUGGGGAUGUCUCUUGUCAAAACUAGGGGGGGUUACUACUGGUAUUUAGUCAGUAGGGGCCAGGAUGCUAGAUCCUACAAAGUUCGGUCAGUCCUAAACAGUGAAGAAUUAUCUCGUCCCAAAAUGCAUAUUGCAGGCCUGUUGAGAUACACAGCAAGUUAAAACUUAUACUCCCACUGUGAAUAUACUUUAUAAAAAUUAGUGACAUACUGAACUAAACUACGAGGUAAGUCAAAUUCUACAACAAAUCCUAAAAAGCUAGCUAAGGGAAUAUGUUGGAAUUGGAACAUCUUAUCCAAUAUUAUUGGUCAUAAAUGAGCUAUGAGCUGGAGCUUAUGAAUCUGGAGGUUAAAAAAUGAUACCUGUCCAACUUGCGUUUACACUUUCCAAUAAAUAAUUCUUUGAGCACAAUUUUAGUAAAUGUUCUUUCUAGAAUAGCUUUUCUUCAUGAGUUGCCUUCCACCUGCCUUCUGUCUUUCAUGGGGUAUCUCGGACUCAUUUUCCCACAGUAUUUCUCAAAAUGUGUUAAUGGAGAGGUAGUCUCAAGUACUGAUUCAGUCAAAAGGCUUCCCUCAUCAAAUCAGUCUGGGAAACCCUGUGUGCUGUGUGUCCCUCCGGCAGAGUUCUGGUUCCCAUCAGUACAUUCAAAACAGCACUGCUUCAGGGAUCACCAGCCAGUCUUUGGUGCCAGAAGGCCCUGAUUUCAGAGUCCCAUUCUUUACCUCAUGAUGGUCCUGUGUGCUCUGGAGCAGAUGACUUACUCUCUGAGCUGCUCAUCUCUAAAAAUGGGAAAAAUAAGAAUAAGACAGUGAGAAAUUGUCACUGAAAAAUAAGACAGGGAAAAAAUUAAAUAAGACAGUGUAUAAAAGGAGCAUAGCACAUUGCUUCAGGGCAUAAAGUCCUAAAGUACAGAGGCCUGUCAACUCUAUUGAACCCCUUUCUGAGUCAUAUUUCACCGUAUAUUAUCUAUUAACAUCUCAAGAACCUAUGAGUUUAUUGUACACUUAUUCAGAAAUACUGUCAUGGUGUAUACUAUUAAACUCCUUUGGGUCCUGGGGCUUUUCUAGUAAAAAUUGACUCCUGGAUGGGUCUGGAAUCCCUAGAGUAAUGAUAAUCAAGAUGGGUCUAGUUACUCAGUAUCUCAGUCAUUCUGAAGCAGUCUCCAGAGUGGUCUGACUCAGCCCUGCUCUAGGCUCCCGGCCUGCCAAGUACCAAAGGUGACCAGACCUAAAGUGUAUCUUGACUUCUGAACUCAAUUCAAACAAGCAUUUAUUAGAUACCAGUGGUGUGCCAAAACCUGUACAAGAGGGAAUGGCUAGUACUAGUACCUCUAAUGCCUGGAGCUCUUGUGGAUAAAGAUUGUAUCUUAGUCACCUCUGCAUUCUUGGAAAUACCCACCCGUAGUAGGCACUCAGAAAUGUUUAUUGAAUGAAAUGAGGCCUUGAUGUCAUGCAUGCACAAAAUUUAUGACCUAAAGUUUAGAACCUGUGCCUAGCCCAUUUUAUGACUGUAUUUGUCCAAAAUUUUUAGCUGCCUGAUUGGUGGUACCCCAUUCACUGCGUUGGGAGUACAUAAAUGAAUAUAAGACAGAAUUUCAAGCUCACUGUCUUAAGUGCUGAAGACUGAUAGGUAAAUAUCAGUAAAUAUGCAGUUCCUUCAAGUGUUUCUGAUUUUAUAGCCUACCACUCCAUUUUGCUGUUCCUGAGCGUUCCUUGAGAGCUGACUUGAGCUCAAGCCCUUAGAAUCAGGCUCUAUUAGUAUGUGUGGGCUAAGCCCUCAGAGAACAUGAUGUGGAACGAAUUGAUAUGUUGGAUUAAGUGUAGGGUAUCAGUUCAUGGUGAGAGUUCUUUCUUGGACUCUCUUCUGGCCUAGAAUUUGUUCUUAAUGGUAGAACACAUUCUAAGAAUUUGUGGAGCUAGAAUUAAGAGUGAAUCUUAAAUUGGAUUUCCUAGAGCUUGUAAUUUGUUCAUGGUUAUGUGACUCCAGAUGGGAUUAGAAUAUGUGGUGUUCCCCAAAUGUAUUUGAUCACUGAAUCCUCUUUUGCCAAGGAGCAUCUUGGAACACUGAGAAAUGCUGUUUCUUAAUACUUCUGAAAAGUAUUAUAUUUAUAAUUUUUACCUGGACAAUUUAUUGAAGUAAUAAGUUCCAUAUCUACACCGAGUAUAGUAUUUUCUUUGUCUUAAACUGACUUUCCCAUUGUCAGGAAUUCAUAGGUUCUUGCUUACUUUAAAUAAAUAUGCACUUUCUGUUUCUCUAAAGGUAUUUAGACUUGCCCAAAUACACCCCAAAUCAUCUUUGUUUUCAAAUACCCAUGCCUCAUUAAUAUACUUUUAAUAAACUUUUAAACAUAAAAGCAGCAUAUGCUCAGUAGUUAAUUUUUUUUAAAGAUUCAAGAAAAGAAGAUGAUUACUCAUAAUUCCACCAUCUAGAGAGCUACCGCCUUGGUCCAGUGAUCCUCAAACUGAGAUGUGAGUCAGUAUAACUCAAGGUAGUACAUAGGUGGACAGGGUGCAUAGGUAGCCAGAGAUCCUUGGGCUCUGAUUCCAAAGACUCUAAUUCAGUAGGUCUGGGGUGGAACCCAAGAAUCUGCAUUUUUAAAAAACCACCCCCAGGUGAUUCUGAAGUAUAUGAGUGGUAGAACACAUGAGGAGAAAAAGCUGUCUUUAUUUAUGCACUUUGAAAAAUUGAGGUGUAUAUAAAUAUUUUAUGUAUAUUUAAACAUGCUUAUAGAUCUAUGUAUAUUACACACAUGCAUAUUUUUACAUGUAGGUUGACCUCAACUGUUUUUCUCAUUUAACAUGAACAUUUCCUCACAGUAUUAACUGUUCUUUGAAAGCAUGAAUUUAAUGAUUUUAUAUUAUUCCAUUCUAUAGAGGUAAUAUAAUUUAUCUGUUUUCCUACUUUUGGGGCAUUGAGAUUGUUUUCCAUUAUUAUAAAUAAUAAUAUCAUGAAUAUUCCUGGGCAUAAAUCUUUGUAUCUCUGCGUAUUUCCUUAGGAUUGAUUUCUCUGAAGGUCAAAUCUGACUUACUGUUUUGGACUCUGGGUAAGAAUCUCCCACUUGUUUUCCAACUCAAACCGCAGCAGCAUGAGAGGCCUGUUUCACUACUCCAUUGACAGAUGAUAUUGAAUAUCAUCAAUUAAUGACUUUUCUAACACUUCUCUUCCAAGACAUUUGUCUUAUAAAGAUUAUUUUUGCCUUCUAGUGAAAAUAACUUUAUUAUGUCUUUCAACCACCACAUAUAAUUCAACUGUGAUUUCCUUGAAUAUUCUUAUGCCACCUUAAAAUCUGACCGUUCUUUCUUAAAGGGGUAAAAAUCCUUCCUGCUUCAAAUAUGUUCAUGACAGAUGUAACAGUGAAGGUAACUUUUGUCUUCACAAAGAUAUAAAUUUAUGGUGAAAUGUACUGAUUCUGUCCUUACUGACCGAUGGAUUUUUUAGGUACUGAAUGAGUCAAGAGUUAUUUUUUUUUUAUGGGGAGAAUAAAAAGGAAACGCUGGUGAUGUUCACUCUUUGGCAAGAUACGAAUAGAGUUUAAGGUGGGGUGCGGUGGGACAUGGGGUAAGAUUGAGAAAUUGUUUUCUUCCAUAGUACGAAGUAAAAAAUAAAGAGUACUUUAACCAUAUUAUGUUUUUUAAAAAGGGGCAGGUGGCAGUAAAUACUGGGUGAAUAAGAGUGGAGGAUCCUUAGCGAAAUGUGCAAGGGAUGUGGGGAGGGACAGGCAGAGGACUGUUUUAUAUAAGCCUAAGAGCCCUAGUACUAUUUGGUAUUUGGAACUACUUAUGUGUGUAUGUGUGUGUCAUUUAGUUUAAAAGUUACAUUAAAACACAUAAACAUAGAUAAGACCCUGCUCCAAAUAAUUAUGUCAGUUGGUGUCUCCAGAUGGGUGCCCCAGGCAGCUAACAGUUCCUUUCAAGAAUUUUUAACAUUCCGAUCCAUUCUCCAUACCACAGAGAGAUUUUUUUCAAAUGCAGAUCUGAGCCUAGCGCGCAGAUUUUAACGUUCUUGCCUUGCCCUCCCCUCCAAGCUAACCUUACUGAACGGCGCCACUCGUUUGUGCGGCCCUAGCCACGUGGGCCUUUAGUCCUUUGUCAGAGGCUCCUGUUGUUGCACAGUCUUGGCAUGGACUGCUCCCUGGGCCUGGACCCUGCUCCCUCAGCCUGGAGCGCUCUUCCUCCUCUCCCCAAGUUAACCCUUGCUGGGCCUUCUGCUCACAGCUCUGCAGUCACAUGCUCCUGGAAGCCUUCCCAGACUUCCCCACUAGGUCGCAUGUGACUCUCAACAGUACCGGCACCCCACAUUCCUGUUGCCUGUCACUUCGUAUUUUCAUUUUGUUCCUGUGAAUAUUCAGUUGAUGUUUCUCUUUCCCACUAGCACUGUAAGCUUCACAAGAGCAGAACUGUGUCUGACUUUGUUUCCCUUUGUGCCCUAGUGCCUAGCUCAGCCCCUGGAACAAAUUAGGCAUUCAAUAAGUAGUGGUGACUGGUUCAGUUUUCCUUGCCAUCCUGUUAUUCUAUAAGAUGCAAUACCUUGUUCUCCUAGGGAUUUUUCCUGAUUAAAGCAAAAAAAGCAAAAAUCCCUACCCUUAUGAGGCAAAUCUUUAUAAAUACUAAUUCUAAAGCUUUAGCUUGGUGUCCUAAGAUAUGCAGACAGAUAACCUAGAGUCAGGAAAGGGCUGGAAAAAGGAGUUUCUCUGCCUGAGAAAGUGGGAUGUUGGCCUUCGCUAUGCAUACGAAACUCAGAACAAAGGUAUAAAGAAUGAGGGAAGAAGGCCAAGCCCCAUGUGGGAGUCUGGAGCCCCAUGCAGGGUAGGGAAACGGUGGAAGAACCUUAAGGACACAGAGGUCUGAUGUUCAAUUUUAUGGUGGCUGUGUUGCUUGAAAGUAGACUUUCUUUGAAGUCUGCUGGACACAGGAUUUGGGGAUCUCAACACUUCACACCACCAAACUAGAACACGUUCUGAAUUCCAUGACUGGGUUGACGUGGGUGGGAAAAGGACAGCAGGAGUGAAAGAAUGAGACAAUCCCAAACUAAUAUGGUUCAGAAGGAGCAGAGUCAGAGGUGUGACCACGAGAACCUUCUCCCAGGAAUUUUCAGAAGAUGGCAAGGAGUGCACUGACCUUUACAUAACCCAUGGAAUUGGGAGGUAAUAUAGAGGGUUGAGCCAAUUUCACGUAUACCUUAAAGGACAGGGUAGCUCUAGCUGACACCUGGAUGCAGAUAUUUAGGUGCCCUCGACAGACUUUUUUUCU
Messenger RNA from Globicephala melas (long-finned pilot whale), 7081 nucleotides. NCBI's taxonomy places the organism in Eukaryota, Metazoa, Chordata, Mammalia, Artiodactyla, Delphinidae. The record is from RefSeq and is a predicted model, not a curated record.